Serendipita indica DSM 11827 is the source of this 1866-nucleotide messenger RNA. NCBI's taxonomy places the organism in Eukaryota, Fungi, Basidiomycota, Agaricomycetes, Sebacinales, Serendipitaceae. The record is from the annotation of a GenBank genome assembly.
AUGAGAUCUAGAACGGUGCUCUCGAGGUGUCUCGUCACUCGACGAGGAAUACACCUAUCAAGACGUGCAUCCAAAUCUUCUAGCCAGACCUCUUCAGAAGUAGAAACAACUCAACUGGGCAUUCCGACUGCGCCAACAUGGUCUAUCAAAUCCUUUCUCGAAUCCUCGACAGACUCUACGGUGAUUGACGAUGCGACCCUCGACAAACUCCACCAACUCAGUGCAUUAAAGGAUCCUGAAUACAACCCACCAUCUCGUGAGGCUCUUCGACAUGAACUGGCCGACUUGGUCAAGCUGGUCAACGCCGUACGCGGAUACGACGCCCAAGAAGACUCAAACCAGGAUUCAGCUGUUGGUGGGAUUAAAGGAGAUGGAUUAGAAAUUCCGGAUGGACGAGUGUAUCCACUCCCUGUCGAGGCGACUGCUCUCAGGAGCGCAAAAGUCGCCGAGGACGACGGUGAAUCGGAAGAAGAGGCUUUGGAGAUUGGAGACGAGGAAACCGACGAAGACGAAGAGCAUCCUCUCAAUGGCCUUGGAGAAGAUGUAGGACUAGAUGAGGAGAACGAGCUUUCACAAAAAUCGCUCGAGGCGUAUAGAGCCGCCCAGGAAAAGGCGGGCGUGAUUUACAUUUCGCGUAUUCCGCCGGCAAUGAGUCCCAACAAGGUUCGAUAUCUCAUGAGUGCAUAUGGAGAGAUUGGAAGAGUGUUUUUGCAACAAGAAGAUGCGAAAAGAGCGUAUCUCCGACAAAAGCAUACAUCUUCCAAGAAGCCACACUAUACCGAGGGCUGGGUCGAGUUCAAGGACAAGAAAGUGGCGCGCUACGUCGCGGAGAUGUUAAACGCGCAGCCAGUGGGUGGAAAGAAGGGUACGCGGUUCCGUGAAGAUGUAUGGACGAUGAAAUAUCUCCCGCGAUUCAAGUGGUACAUGCUCACCGAGCAGAUUGCCCAUGAACACGCGGCGCACGCUGCCAAGCUACGAAUGGAACUCUCCCAAUCAAAGCGCGAGCAAAAGCACUAUCUACGACAAGUAGAGAUUGGGAAGAGCAUGGAGAAGAGGCAGGAAAAGAAGCGAAAACGCGAAGAGGAGCAAGGAGUGGGGACUGCCGCACCCGUGGAGCAACGGGCACCAAAGACCGCAUCACGCGUCAAGGAAUCACGAGAGGAGAAAGAAAAGAGCAAAAAGCGCAAAAAGGAGGGAGCUCCCCCUCCUCCGCGCGCGGGGGAAGCUGACCGGGCGUUGGAUACACUCGUUACGCAAGAAGAGCUCAAGGAAUUUGACGCUGUGACACGCGAUGGUGGGAUUAAGGGACUCGCAUUGGGACUCGGAACAAGUGUUCCACUCUCAUUAUAUCUCCAACGCUACUCGCCACGUUACCAACGUCUCCCCGUCCCACUCAAAGCAUUUGGCGUCGUGAUGCUCACGUCUGCUACGACGGUUAUUUGGGCAGAACGCGCUGGAUUACAAUAUGACAAACGGCGGUACAGCUCGAGUUUAUAUUCCGAGGAAGAAAAGACGAGGAUCGCCGAAAAUGAAAAGGCAAAGGCGCAACGCUUGAGUAUUGGAGAAAAGGCGACCAAUUUUGUCAAUGAGAACAAGUAUUCGGUCAUUGUGGGUAGUUGGGCGGCGAGUAUGGUUGGCGCGUGGGCGUAUAUCAGUCGCGACAAAUUACAAACUGUCUCACAACGGAUAGUCCAAGUCCGAGUGUUUGCACAAGGAGUGACGCUAGCGAUGAUCAUUGGAACGGCGCUUCUUUCGCAAAAGGAGCGUCAGGAGCGCAAAGAGCAUCCUCCGGUUGACCACUCGUGGAUGAACCAGAUGCGUCAAAAGCCCGAGGAUGCGACUGUCCAAAAGGUCACGACGGCAUAG